Messenger RNA from Pieris macdunnoughi, 1617 nucleotides. The record is from the annotation of a GenBank genome assembly. Lineage: Eukaryota; Metazoa; Arthropoda; Insecta; Lepidoptera; Pieridae.
AUGGCAAUUAACACAAGUGAGAGUUCUGAUACUAUAGAAAAAAAUAUUGAUUUAGACUAUGUUUUGGUGAACGAGUUGGGCCAGUUUGGGCGAUUCCAGCUAAAAUAUAUCUGCCUCAUCGCAUUGCCGCUGAUGACAGCUGCCUUCUUCAGUGACUAUGUCUUCACAGCAGCUGCACUUCCACAGAGAUGUCGUAUCCCUGAAUGCGGCGAGAGAAACAAGAGUGCGGUGUUCCACCCAGAAUGGAUAGCAAACGCGAUACCAGUCAUAGAAGAGGAAUCUGAGCUUGCAAGUUGCGAGAGAUAUGUGUCUGUCUAUCCUGGAUAUAACAGUUCCGUGCUAGAUUGCCCUAUAGACCUGUUCGAUCAUUCACGUACUAAAAAAUGUGACGGGUUUGUGUAUGGAGGAGAUAAUUCUGUGGUGUACGAUUUUGAUUUGGGAUGUGAAGAAUGGCUGAGAUCGCUCUCAGGAACGCUUAGCAGUCUUGGAACACUCCUGGUCCUACCAUUGGUUGGCUUCAUUUCUGAUCAUUUCGGCCGUCGUAUGGCUUUACUCUUCAGCGUCUUCAACACUGCUCUUUUUGGCAUCUCCAAAGCCUUCUCGGUAAAUUAUACAAUGUUCCUAAUCCUACAACUUCUGGAGACUACACUAGGUGCUGGUUUAGCGAGUUCCGCAUUUAUAUUCGGUGCCGAGCUAGUGGGUCCCAAGUACCGCGUAGUUACCUCUGCCACGUUGGCAUCAGCGUUUGCCCUUGGUGAAGUACUACUGGGAGCAAUUGCCUGGCUUGUACGCCCAUGGAGGACUCUCAUCCUCACUCUUUACAUUCCCGUUUUUCUCCUAUUGUCAUAUCACUGGAUUCUUUUCGAAAGCGUGCGGUGGUUAUUAGCUAAGCAGAAGUAUGAUGAAGCUAGAAAUGUGCUAGAAAAUGUAGCAAAGACAAAUAACGCUGUAAUAAGUGCAACGUCCAUGGAUGCUUUAUUGAAUCCUCCCACAAUUAUCAAAAACAGCGAACAACGAAGCCUCAUAGCAUUUAUCUUUCGUUCCCGCGUCCUAUUCAGAAGAGUGUGCACGACCCCAAUAUGGUGGAUGACCACAACAUUCAUAUACUACGGAUUAUCGAUUAACUCCACGAGUCUGUCCAGCACAAUAUAUCUAAAUUAUAUCCUUGCCGUUGCUGUCGAGAUACCGGGAUUCUAUAGUGCAGUGUUAACCUUGGAUAGAUUUGGUAGAAGGAAAACUCUGUGUUGUGGCUUCUUUAUCAGUGCAGCAUGCAAUUUAGCUUUUAUUUUUAUACCAUUAGAUCUAUCUAUUCUUCGACUCGUUAUAUACUUAGGGGGAAAAUUUAGUAUAUCGCUAGUACUCGCUUCACUUUACCUGUACACGUCAGAGCUCUACCCUACGGAGUUUAGACACAGUUUAUUGGGGUUUUCAUCAAUGGUUGGCAGAAUUGGACCUGUUUGUGCCCCGCUUACUCCACUACUCACUGCCUAUUGGCAUGGUCUGCCACACACAAUAUUUGCUAUAUUUGGAGCGUUAUCUGGUCUUUUAGUCCUAACACAGCCAGAAACACUUUCAAAGAAACUGCCUGACACUUUAGAGGAGGCUGAAGCGAUUUGA